AUUGCGCGCACGCUGGAAAACGACGAUGUCCAGAGAUCAGUUUUCCCGCAUGCGUAUGGCAAGUCGCCGAGGGAUGGAGCCGCGGGCAUCGGUAUCGCGCAGCGGAGUGUCGUGUAGAAAGCGCGUAGCGACAGCGGACUGCAGUGAGUCAUGACGCACCUGUGCGCGCACCUGUUUGGAUAAGAUUCGGACCCCGCAUAGGAUUCUGAAGCGUAAGGUGGACGAGGGAGGGUAGAAAUCAAAUCUUACUGGGUCGUGGUAGUGAGAGAUGAACAAAAACCGCCGUGUGGCGAAUAAUCAAGUUCUGAACACCGUGGAAGUAAAAAGCAAGUUUGGAGCUGAGUUCCGGCGGUUCUCCCUGGAGCGCUCGGCGCUGGGCCACUUCCAUGAGUUCCUCGUGCUCUUGCAGCAUGUGCACCUCAUCCCCAACGAGGACUUGCUGGUGAAGUACGCCGACCCCCAGGGGCUUCUGCUGCCUAUUAACAAUGACGGCAAUUACCACAAAGCCAUUUCCUCUGCCCGACCUCUGCUGCGUUUAUUCAUACAGAGGACAGAGGAAGCCAACCAGUACAUGUUUGUCACGGACGCAACCACAUGGAAGCAAAGGGCCCUGGCCACAGUGUUUUCACAGGGUCCAAAACUGCAGAAGCACGGUGUGGUCAUUAGCCAGCCUUGGGACUUCCGGCCUGUGUCCUCAGUGGUGGAUGUGAGCGUGUUGCCCGAGUGGAUGCGGCGCGUCAGGCUGCAUCGGCGUGGCUCCGACCGCCCACUGGGCUUCUACAUCCGCGACGGCACCACCGUGCGACUCACCCCCCAGGGUCCCGAGAGGGUCCCAGGCGUGUUCAUCUCGCGCGUGGUGCCGGGGGGCCUGGCCGAGAGCACCGGGCUGCUCGGCGUCAACGACGAGGUGCUGGAGGUCAACGGCGUUCCAGUGGCGGGCAAAUCUCUCCACCAGGUGACCGACAUGAUGAUCGCGAACAGCCACAACCUAAUCGUGACGGUCAUGCCCGCCAACCAGAGCUACAAUGUGGUGCGGGCCCCUGCAGCCGGUUCCAGGAGGUCCCUUGGCACAUAUCAGAACUUCCUCCUUGAGGAGGAGGAAGAUGAGAAGAGCGAGCUAGAGAAGGAGGGAGAGGAAAGUGAAGAGGAAGACUUGGUGGUGGAGGCAGGCUGGGGGUCGAGACCUGUCCCUCGCUAUGAGUUGCAUAUGGGCCUGAAGCAGAGUGGGCCAGUGGGCCCCAGCAGCAGCCUGGGCUCCCUAAGCAUAUCAGACAGUGAGCAAGGAGAGUUAGAGGAAAGCAGUCUGGAGGAGGAGGGCACAGUCCUGACACUAUAGUCAGACACGGACAGGCGGAAAACAAAAACUCUAAUCCUGUCAACACAACUGUGAAGGUCACAAUACUCAUAAUAAUGCUCUCAGACCCUAUACCACCAAAAACAAUUCACCUGGGGGGGGUGAAUGCACACCCUCCCCUCUCAAACUCAUGUCUGAUUUUAAUCAAACUUGAUCUUACUCCUCAAAAUAUAUUUUAUAUUGUUUGGUGAUACUGCUCUUGUUUUGAAAUAUCUAGUAAUAACAGAAAUCCUAGUUUUCAAUACUAAACGAUUGAAUGAUUCUGAAUGAGAAUGAAGUGAUGAAAAGUUACCAUCAGCUAUUUUUAAUAAAAAAUUAUUUUAAUAA
Paramormyrops kingsleyae is the source of this 1681-nucleotide messenger RNA. Its product is annotated as partitioning defective 6 homolog beta-like. Gene Ontology annotation, biological process: centrosome cycle; regulation of cellular localization; establishment or maintenance of cell polarity. NCBI's taxonomy places the organism in Eukaryota, Metazoa, Chordata, Actinopteri, Osteoglossiformes, Mormyridae. Gene Ontology annotation, cellular component: cell cortex; nucleus; apical plasma membrane. The record is from RefSeq and is a predicted model, not a curated record. Gene Ontology annotation, molecular function: protein binding.